CACGAUGUACCAGGAGAGGUGGGCAAACGCAGUAGGGCUUCCUCGCUUAAAACUGUGCCAACUUUCGGUAAUUGUUCUCACUUCUGCCGCUAGGUUCUCUAGUGUUAGUGGCCCUCAGAUUUGGCGCGAAUUAUCAAAAGUAAAGCGUCUUAAUGUGUUUUUGAUAAAUUGUGUUGCGGAAUGGUUAAAUGCUUCGUGGUUGGAUGUUCUACGGGACACAAAUCAGCCAAAGAAAAUGAUGCUAAGGUAUUUAAACCACCCAAAGAAGAAAGGCAAUUCAUUUUCUGGGGUAAAAAAUUGGAAAGAAGUGACAGAAAAUUUUCUAGAAAAGAUCAUGUGUAUUCUAGACAUUUUAAAGAAGAAUUCAUCAUCAAGAACUCUGUAAAUGGUGGUGCCCUAUUGAGUAGCUGGAAAUUGAGAGAUGAUGCCAUAAGGGUGGGCUAAAAAAGGUUACACAGAAUUUUUUUUUUUAAUUUCUUGUGUGGAGAAUUUACUGAUUAAACAUUUCGAUGGAAAUGACAGCUAUAUCAGGGAUUCUUUUGAGUCGGUUAUUGAAAAAGUGUCAAAAUUCAGCUUCUACUCUGUUUGCUGCGAAACACAUCAACGUGUGACGAUUCCAUUUCUAGUCUAUGAAUACAUUGUCCUUCGUUUUCGCUUUCAAGCUAAGUUGAAAAAAAAUGAGAUGGAUGAGACCAAAAAGUCGAGUAUGCGACACAAGUCAAGAAAACUGUCCAAAUUGUGAUCAAUAUCGUAAUUUUUAUUGCAUUUUUUUUUUACAUUUCAAAAGUGAUAAAAACAAACAAGAAUUAACAAUUAUUCUGAAAAAAAUAAAUAAAUUGUAAUUGAUUUUACGUUAUUAGAAACUA
Molecule: messenger RNA, 866 nt
Organism: Daphnia magna
Lineage: Eukaryota; Metazoa; Arthropoda; Branchiopoda; Diplostraca; Daphniidae
Exons: 2
Coding region: 5-385 (126 amino acids)
Source: RefSeq, a predicted model, not a curated record